Kazachstania africana CBS 2517 is the source of this 1581-nucleotide messenger RNA. RefSeq names its product putative glucan endo-1,3-beta-D-glucosidase (gene SCW11). Gene Ontology annotation, molecular function: glucan endo-1,3-beta-D-glucosidase activity; 1,3-beta-glucanosyltransferase activity. The record is from RefSeq and is a predicted model, not a curated record. Lineage: Eukaryota; Fungi; Ascomycota; Saccharomycetes; Saccharomycetales; Saccharomycetaceae. Gene Ontology annotation, cellular component: extracellular region; fungal-type cell wall; cell surface. Gene Ontology annotation, biological process: cell wall organization. The transcript has a single exon. Bases 1 to 1581 code for a protein of 526 amino acids.
AUGCAACAAAAUUUUAAGAUACUAUCAUUGCUGCUGCUUAGUCUGUCCUUUAUCAAUGCUUUCCCAGUGUUGGAAAAGAGAUUAAUUGUCACAAGAGUACAUACCGCUAGUACUACUAAGACAAGUACAUACGUUUAUUCUACAACCACAGAAACUGUCGUGGCGCCUACUGUUGAGUUUAUCAUCAGCGGUACAGCUACUUUUACAACUACAUUAUAUCCAGAAGGUGUUGACACUACUGUUCAACCAUCUACCACAAUUACUAUCGUUAGAAAAAAUGCUAAUGGAGUGAGUGACGCUUCCAGUACCCAAAAUCUAGCCUCCACUCAGGCCACCGCUUCAGAAAGCGCUACCUUACAAGCUUCUAUAGAAAACGCUAGUGAAAAUAUUGCCUCGUCUUCUAGUAUCGAUGACACCAAUGCUGCCUCAUCUUCUAGUAUCGGCGCCACCACUACCGCUGCAACAAAUGAUAACAAUGCACAGACCUACUCAGAUGUUUCCACUGCUUCCUCAGAUAACGUCGCUGUGCACACUAAUUACGUUCAAUCUGCCACCUUAACCAAUCCAACUGUUGCAAUUAUCGAUACUACUACAUUAGCGAACGUUGCUUCCACAACAUCUGUGACCACUGCAAUUACCACGAUUUCUGCUGAAUCUUCCUCAAGCACAACUACAACCACCACUGCUCCUACUACAACAAAUACCCCUACAACUACUACAAGCACUACUCAAGAUUCUACCAAAACAACCACUUCCACAUCAACUUGGACUGGUUUAACUUCUGUUCCUAAAACUUUAGUCUAUUCCCCAUACAACAAUGACUCUUCAUGCAAGACUUACGACGAAGUAUACGCAGAUUUAUUAAAUAUACAACAGCAUGGUGUGUACAAAUUGCGUGUAUAUGGGACCGAUUGUGACUCCUUAAACACCAUUGAACCUGUUGCCGUCCAAUUAGGUAUGACUAUCAACCAAGGAUUAUGGAUAUCUGAUGCUGGAACUUCAUCUAUUGACGAAGCAGUUGCCGAUUUAAUUGCCUAUGGUGAAGCAAAUGGUUGGGACAUUUUUGAUUUUAUUACCAUUGGUAAUGAGGCUAUUAACUCUGGUUACUGUACAGUUGACGAUUUAAUUUCCAAGAUUUCAAGCGUUAAAGCAGAAUUACAAGCUGCAGGAUACACCGGCAAAGUUACUACCAGUGAGCCUCCCGUUUCCUUCGAAGAUUAUCCAGAAUUAUGUACAAGUUCCGCAAUUGAUUUUGUUGGCAUUAAUGCACACCCAUAUUUCGAUGUCAAUUCCUCCGCUGAAACCUCUGGUAGCUUUGUUUUAGGACAAAUUGAUUUAAUUAAAGGGGUCUGUGGUACUGAUAAUGUCUAUGUCACUGAAUCUGGUUACCCAUCUGCAGGUAAUGUAAAUGGUGGAAACGUUCCAUCCAAGGCAAAUCAAAUUAUUGCCGUCCAACAAAUUUUAGAUGAUCUCAGCCUAGAUGUCACAAUUCUAUCUUACAAAAAUGAUUACUGGAAAGAUCCUGGUACAUACGGUAUCGAACAAUCUUUCGGUAUCAUCGAUAUUAUGCCAUCAGCUUAA